Messenger RNA from Dreissena polymorpha, 3986 nucleotides. RefSeq lists its product as uncharacterized. The transcript is spliced from 9 exons. The coding region runs from base 2058 to 2765 and encodes 235 amino acids. Lineage: Eukaryota; Metazoa; Mollusca; Bivalvia; Myida; Dreissenidae. The record is from RefSeq and is a predicted model, not a curated record.
UAAAAGAUAAACGUUGAACAAAUAUUUCAUCGUUAUUUGGACUUCAUGUGUGCUUUAUAGAUGACAAAGAUAUGAAUUUGAUGAACAGUUUUGGAUGUCUUGCAUUUGUUUUUACAGUCAACGGUGAAUACUUUUUAAGCAACACACUUACCCACUGGCACGAUGUAAAAUGUAAUAUGGCAGAACCGGAGCUUGAUUAUCAGAACAACCGUUUUGAAAUUAAAGAAUCGAUACAAAUGUUACCAAGCAGAUCUGAAGCAUGGGUUGGUUAUAUCUCCACAAAGGUUCCUUUUUUGCUCUUAGGCUGUGCGAAGUUGACGAAAGAGCAAAUAUUUACAGUGCAAAGCAUCGGUUACUGCCAUAACGUGUGUGGUGGCGGCCUUUUCGGAACUAUUGCAAUGGCAUCGAGCGCUCAGGUCACGUGUGCUUAGCAUUUUAUUUUGAUAUCACUUAAUACAAAUUAUUGCCGAAAAACUUACAUGUGUUGCAUUAAGAAACAUUGAGCACGUAAAACGUUUAUUUAGGAAAUCAUUAUGCUAUUCAGUCAUAACAGGUUUAGCAUUAUAUGACUGGUUAUACAUCGGUCUCAAUAAAUGUAAGAUAUCUUGGUCUCAUGAAAUGAAUUCGUAUUGUUUUCCGCGUAGCACACUUUGCCCUACAUGUCUUGCAAUACUGUUUUCAAAAUUUAAAAGAAUGAAUACUAUCAAUACUUGUUCAUAUAUACUAAUGAGAGCUCUUAUUGUAAGGCAUUGCAAUGUACCCAUUGAAGUAAACUUAUAAAAGUAUCAUCGACAGGCACUGUAGAACCGAACCCAUUAUAAACCGUUGUAUGCAGUGUUUGUAACAUAAAAUAAAGUCAACAUUUGCGACAACCUCUGUAAAUACUAACUCCAUAAUUUCAAUUGAAUGGUACCAAAGUAUGUAACAACGUAAAUUGGUUUCAAGUUACUAACAUAUUUCAACCAGUUAAGGCCAGAAAUAGUUAGUUUGUUAAAACAGCGCCGUUAUAUGUUUAAAACAGUGUUGCACACGUACAAUUAAUCCGCGUAAACAACCAUGCAGAAGUCCGAUAAUAAUCAAUCAUAUAAGUUUCAAAAAGGGUAAAUGAAUAUGUAAAAAAAGCGGGGCAAGAUAUGACUUGAUCGCUCAUUUGAGCAAUGUUUUAAAAACGAAUUAAGAUAAUAUAAAAUCAUUCGUGUUUGGCAUUAUUUGAACAACAUUUGUAGACGGAUCCUUGGUAUAAUAUUUAGUUAACCACGAAUACACACCUUACACCAUGAGAUAUGUUAAAAAAAUCCGAAUUCAUUACCUUUUUCAGAGGUACCGUUUUAAAACCUUCGUUGAAUAUGGAAAAUAUUAUAUUGCAUUAUUAAUUGGAACAGUUUCAGUGUCGGUGUGUACUUCGAUCAGUAGACAUACUCUUGAAGCAGUGCUUUGGAAUGACCAACACGUUUUGUACCGACUGUUGGCCAAUAUACACUCAGACAACUGGUAAAAUAACAGUGGUCUUAUAACUAGUUAAACACGCAAAAUGUAUGCAAUUUUUAUAUACGAAUUAUGCCCCGCCACAUGCGGAGAUACUGUUUUAGAAAUGUCCGUCUGUUUCGUCCGGAUCCUUUUCUCAAAACUGCUCAAACUGAUUUCAUUGAAACUUGGUAUUAAUGUAUAUAUGUAAAAGAGGAUUCGCACUUCAUUCGCAAAUAAUGGAGUAAUGUCUCUUUUUUACUUGAACGUAUGCACACUAAGGGGACGGUGCACGUUAAAUUGCGAAGCAAACCAUUUGUAAAUAAUGAAGUUAUGAUCCUUUUAUACACGAACAUACCAUUUUACAUGUCCUGAGUUGUAUCUCCAAUAACGAUAUCAGCAGCCAUGGAACUAAUCGCUGUUACUCUCAAUCAACUUGAGAUGAGUCAAAAUGCAAGACGCAUAAACACAGAGUCACCGCAGUAAAAUAACUUGGGUCUAUCGACAAUUUGGGCCUAUCGACAAUUGAUUGUCUGACAUACUAUUACCCGACAUUUCAUUGGAGUCGAUGCGAAGACACUCAAAGAAAAGUCAUGUGCAGCAAACAAAACUAUACAGAUUCAACAGCAAAGGCGAGUUCCAUCGACAGAUCAGAAAAAACAUGGCGAACUGGCAUUCCUCAUUGUUUGAAAAACAACAUGUACCCAGCGUCACAAUGCAGCAUAAUGAAUGCUGGAUUUGGGUUACCGGAAAGUCAGCCGUACUGGACAAGAGUAAUACGAGCCCACACUUUAGUUAAGAAAUCGACAAUAUGCAAUGGUACAUCGAUACCAGAGGAGGGAUAUGCAUGGAUUACAGAUAAUGAUAAAACAAUUCACCUGUCAUUCUUGGAUGUUAAACAAGCUAUUUGUGUCGAAGCGAAUGCUACACCACUUUCUACGACAACGAUAUUAAAGACACAAGAUUCAACGCACAGCACCUACGCCAGCCAUGUUGAGGAUCAAAGUUCGACCAACGUUGAUUCGAAUAGUGUUGGUGUUGGUGUCGGUGUGUCAGUUGCGGUUCUAUUUGCAGUAGGUGGAGCCGUGAUUGUUAUUGUACUAAAAAGGAGAUGUCUAUUGCCUUGCAGAUUGGAAUCGAACAAUGCCAAAACUAAUUCAGAAUCACGCGACUGUGCAAGCAAAUCUAAUGAAUCUUAUGAAGAUGAAAUAAAAAAUCAUAACUAUUUUAUAAUGGAAAAAUGCGCACAAUCAGUGGACGAAAGGGAAGCUCAUAAGAAAAAGCGGAUCAACCAAACGUAGGAAAUACUGAGACCGAUAAUUACAAUUCAAUCGAUGAAAUAGAUGAACAUUAUCAAAGUGUAAAAGAUGAGUUCGUCUACACAAACAAAACCCUACAAAGCGGAUCUAAUAGCAGGAAACCAGACAAUGUAUACAACAAACUCAAGCUAGACCUUCCCGAAGACGAUGCUCACGUAGGAAGACUCGGAAAUAACAUUUCCAAAGCAGGCAGCGACUACGAUACAACUGCUGUGGUGCGCAGGAACGACGGGGACGGAGACUAUAGCCAUAUCCCGCAUCCUGAUAGUACAACCUGUGCACGACUGAAUGGAUUAAAAGAUGACUAUGAAGUUAUCAAUGGAAAGAAGAUAAAAUUUUCCCCAAGCGACUCUGCAGAUUAUGCUCACGUCAGAGUUUAGGAAAGAAUUAAGUAAAUGCAUGAUUGAAUGAUAAAUGUAAUAGAACUUUGUGACGUACAUCUUCUUUUUCAAAUACUCCGAAAAAUACAUUUGAAGCGUAUCGGCGUUGCCUGCGUGAAUUUUUAAAUAUUAAUUUAUCUAUAGUUAAGCCAAAUUGACUAUGCGUUGCAUUCUAGCUUCAUAGAAAAAUACAUUAAUAAGACAUGUUUUUUCAUUUUAACAACAAAUGCAACAACAACAAGAACUAUGGUGUACAGUUUAGAAACAUAUCAUUGUUUUAGCAUCUUAAAUAGAAAUACAUUUUAUCAGAAACAAAUAUUUGAAGUACUUGUCAAUCAUGUACUUGAGUGAACAUUUACUCGCAAGUAUUCCCUUGCUUAAGGUGACGGUAUCGCGCAUAUUAUAUUUCUUUUAUAAAAGCGGGUUUAGUCAUUUUAAACUUUAUUCAGAAUUAGACCAUAUAAUUCCUAGAUCACUUUACAUGCUAAAUAAUAUAGCAUCAGCCAUUUUUGUAGAAUGACAGUAUAGAUAAAUUAAUUUUGUUCUGUGUGUACUUAUAACAGGAUUUCAUGUAAGAAAACGUAACAAUCACAUUGCAUAACUAUAAGUGCUAAUUUGUAAAUACAGUGGCUAUUACUUCUUUGGGAACGACUUUGAUGUGAGUACGUUCUUAAAAGAUGGCAUUUGUUUCUUAUUACUAAUUUAAUGUGAAAGACACUUGCUUAUGUUAUGUUGUGUUUAACAUAACUUCUAACUGCGUAUUGACAACCGUUUCUCAUCUGUAUUUUAUAAAUGUGUGUACAAAUAAACUAAGUUACAAGUU